AUGAAGUACUCGCAGUUCGUAGCUCCAGGCUACAAUAUUAAAACUGAUGUCACUACCUCUGCUCCUCCAUUACCCUCUAAUGCCUUGAAGUCUACGGAUUUUUGCAACGGCGUCAAGGGUCUUCUCCAGAGCAGACAUAUUGAUUACCUGCAUACUGCUUUGUUUGGCCAAAGAGGUACCAAGAUCUCGCAUCCUACAUUUGCUGCUCUGUCGUCCGCCAAUGCGCCAAUACUUGGUGCUAUCGUAAGGGAUACGCCUCAACCUGCUAAUGAACUCAUGAUGGUGACUCGAGGAUUGUACAAAACAAAUCUCGAAAACAUGUGGGCAAGUAAUAAGGUAUUUAACAAAUCACUGAACAAGCUACUGGAGAUUCUUCUUCGCGUGCAUCUCGCUCCAAAACGAGAGUCGCAUUACUGGGAGCUUCAACAAACCAAAGCAAAGAAGCAACCCAAGCAAGUUGUCAAGUCGAUCAGAAACUCGUUUCACAACGCCAUUCGAUCAGAGAAGUACAAACUUCAAAAAUAUCAAAGAAAGGCACAGGACAAACCAGAAGACAACAACUGGGCGAAGCGGGCCAGAAAUAGUCAAGAGCGUAUAACUCACAUGUACGCUGAUGCCAAGCGCCCUGUCAAGGCUGUUUCUACUUCUGGUACUACAUCUGAUCAAGCUGUUGUAUCUGCUUCUGGCUCAGGUUCUUUUACUACAGCUGUAUCUACUCCUACUGAUCCCUCUAGCACUUCUGAUGCUGUUGCUGCCUCCAAUGCUAGUUUUGAUAUUGAUAGUGCUGAUAUGCCUAUUGACGAACUGCUCCCUCUUUCUGAACUGAUAGACGAGGAAGACGACCAAGAAGAAGAGGAAGGUACCCGUGAUCUGCCUAGAAGACGAAUUAUGAUUCUCAAAACUACUCUGAGAAAUCUCUUGGUGAGGCAAGCUGGAAAGUCUAUUACCCAUACACAGCUCAAGAAGGAACGUCCGAUAUCACGGGAGAAGAGAAUCGCGUGUGCAUGCUUCUGGGAAACUUAUGUUGAGCCUCUGCCAGAGUCAUACAGGAUGCGUGCUGAAGAUAUCGACUUUGGUUCUGGCCAAUCCAUGAGGCGAAAGAUCACUUUGAAAGACAAGAAAACAACAGAAGGAAAGAAGGUUCAAGAGAUUGAGCAGCAAUUGCCCAGAUCCAGUGUGUUCAGAGCCAAAGAGGUAGAGGAUGUCAAGUCAAAUCUUGAUGCACACAGAAACAAUGGCCAAGCAUUGCGAGCGUUCUAUCACUCAAAGAAGCAGAAUACUCUCUCUAACAAGGCCGAGCAUAUUGACGGGCGUUUCCGUUUUCGUUUCGCUUCGGGUGAAAGAUUCUUUUGUGCUGGUGUUCGUCCCCAAACGUCACUUACAAUGUUCAUUGGGGAUCGUGGUCUUUGUGUCGGCUCUCGUUUGAAGGGUCAUUUGAAGUAUGGUGGAAAAUGGAAGCCUCGCUUACAUUCAUCUAUCGCCACUGUGCAUACUACCAACGAAUACAAGACAUCCCAGACGUGCAUGUACUGCUUUGGUCCCACCUCUCAUCCCACACAAACCAUCAGAGCAAAGGAUGGUAAGACCAAGGGGAGGUCUAUUCAUGGUGCAUUCCUGUGCUUAAAUCCUGCCUGCGUGUCCGUUCUCAAUCACAGAGCCAUUCAAGGUAGAGACAAGACAUCUGCUUUGGGCAUCGCUGUCUCUGGGCUUUCUAUUCUCUUGUUCAAGCAGCCAUUGCCUGUAUUCAAUCCAAAACCCAGUCAAUCCAACACUGGCAUUAUUUCCAAGACCACCUCUUUCUGCAACAGAAACGAGAAAAGGGACGGCAGCGGUGCUGCAUUAGCGGACGCUUGA
Molecule: messenger RNA, 1854 nt
Organism: Mucor velutinosus
Lineage: Eukaryota; Fungi; Mucoromycota; Mucoromycetes; Mucorales; Mucoraceae
Exons: 2
Coding region: 1-1854 (617 amino acids)
Source: RefSeq, a predicted model, not a curated record